AAUGUUUCCUUGUAGAGCCAGAUGAACCUUUUCAUAUUGGAACCCUAGAAGAAAAUAAUCUCAACCUAACGCUGGACUUCCAUAGACUCCUAACAGUGGAGCUUCAAUUUAAACUGAAGGCCAUUAAUCUGCAGACAGUGCGUCAUCAGGAACUCCCUGACUGUUAUGACUUUACUCUGACCAUAACAUUUGACAACAGGGCCCAUAGUGGAAGAAUUAAAAUAAGUUUAGAUGAUGACAUUUCCAUCAGAGAAUGUAAAGAAUGGCAUGUAUCUGGAUCAAUUCAGAAGAACACUCAUUAUAUGAUGAUCUUUGAUGCCUUUGUCAUUCUGACUUGCUUGGCUUCAUUAAUCCUCUGCGUUAGAUCUGUGAUUAGAGGACUUCAGCUUCAGCAGGAAUUUGUCAAUUUUUUCCUCCUCCAUUAUAAGAAGGAAGUUUCUGUUUCGGAUCAAAUGGAAUUUGUCAAUGGAUGGUAUAUUAUGAUUAUUAUUAGUGAUAUAUUGACAAUCAUUGGAUCAAUUCUGAAAAUGGAAAUCCAAGCUAAGAGUCUAACAAGUUAUGAUGUCUGUAGCAUACUUCUCGGGACUUCUACCAUGCUUGUGUGGCUUGGAGUUAUCCGAUAUCUCGGUUUCUUUGAGAAGUACAAUCUCCUUAUUUUGACCCUUCAGGCCGCAUUGCCCAAUGUCAUCAGGUUCUGCUGUUGUGCAGCUAUGAUUUAUUUAGGCUAUUGCUUCUGUGGAUGGAUUGUGCUGGGGCCUUACCAUGAUAAGUUCCGUUCUCUGAACAGGGUCUCCGAGUGCCUUUUCUCUCUGAUAAAUGGAGAUGAUAUGUUUGCCACAUUUGCAAAAAUGCAGCAAAAAAGUUACGGGGUUUGGCUGUUUAGCAGAAUUUACCUCUACUCAUUCAUUGGCCUCUUUAUAUAUAUGAUUUUAAGUCUUUUCAUUGCACUCAUCACUGAUACAUAUGAAACGAUUAAGCAUUACCAACAAGAUGGCUUCCCAGAGACUGAACUUCAUACAUUUAUAUCAGAGUGCAAAGAUCUACCGAACUCUGGAAAAUACAGACUGGACAAUGACCCUCCAGUAUCUUUAUUCUGCUGUUGUAAAAAGUAGCUAUCAGUUCUACCUGUGCUCUCUAGAGGAAAAUAUAAUGUAUAGCUGAGUUGGCAGACUAUAUGGAUAUUUUGAGAUCAGGUGUAGUAUGUUCAAACUAUUUUGAUAGCUAUAAUUCAUUGAGAACUAUGUUAAUAUUUUUAAAACCAAUGUUUAAUGUCUUUGCAGAUUUAUGCUGGUUUUGUUUUAAUUCUGAUGAGGGAAGCUAUUGGAUUAUUAUUCUUUCUUGUUUAUUUUGCCAUAGCUUUAGCUUGUGUUCUCUGUGCCCCUCUUUAGCUCUUAUACUCUUGCUUCCAGUUAUUCUGACUGUGAGAAUUAUGUCAUCAAUGGAAAACAAUCGUGGGACUGACAGUGACUUUGGACAGCUCAGUGACCCUAGCCUGGACCACUCUCAGGGAUCCAUCUCUGAGAGAGUGGGGAUAGUUAAUGUAUGUCCAGUUAUCAUCGCAUUUAAAAAAUCUCCUCUAAAGGAGAAUAAGAAAGAAACAAGCAUCACCAGCUAAUAGUACAAUAUUUGGUUCUGAAGGACAACUGUUAUUAUGCUGCUUUUAGUUCUGGAGAGGAUCAUGUUUUAAAAUAUUCAUUUAUAGGUCUUUUUUUUUCUCCUUCAGUGUUAAAGUACAAAGUUGAAAGAGUAUAUUACAUAUAUACGAAAAUUAAAGUAAAGCACAUACCAAAUGCAUA
This is a messenger RNA of Galeopterus variegatus (Sunda flying lemur), 1796 nucleotides long. It is a transcript of the gene MCOLN3, whose product is annotated as mucolipin 3. The transcript is spliced from 9 exons. NCBI's taxonomy places the organism in Eukaryota, Metazoa, Chordata, Mammalia, Dermoptera, Cynocephalidae. Gene Ontology annotation, molecular function: NAADP-sensitive calcium-release channel activity. Gene Ontology annotation, cellular component: plasma membrane; lysosomal membrane. The record is from RefSeq and is a predicted model, not a curated record. The annotation marks the transcript as partial.